Molecule: messenger RNA, 2009 nt
Organism: Talpa occidentalis (Iberian mole)
Lineage: Eukaryota; Metazoa; Chordata; Mammalia; Eulipotyphla; Talpidae
Gene: DAZL
Product: deleted in azoospermia like
Exons: 11
Coding region: 261-1148 (295 amino acids)
Molecular function (GO): protein binding; mRNA 3'-UTR binding
Source: RefSeq, a predicted model, not a curated record
CAAGCCCCAGCACCCUGCGCUGGAGCCCACUCUGGGAGCCCCGCGGGACACGCCUCAGUCCGCCUGCGCCCCUCAGCCUCGACAGCCACCUCCCAGGCCUCCUCGGCUCACUGCCCGCCUUGACUUUUCUUACUCACCUCACUUUUUUCACUGCGCCCCAUCCGAGCCGGGCCUGGGCACCAGCAGCCCCCAGAGUGGUGCCACAAGCGCAGCCUCUGCUCCUCCUCGAGCCUCGUCAGGAACUGCUCGCUGCCGCCAUCAUGUCUGCUGUAAAUCCUGAGACCCCAAACUCAACUAUCUCCAGAGAGGCCAGCACUCAGUCCUCCUCUGCUACAACCAGCCAAGGCUAUGUUUUACCAGAAGGCAAAAUCAUGCCAAAUACCGUUUUUGUUGGUGGAAUUGAUGUAAGGAUGGAUGAAACUGAAAUUAGAAGCUUCUUUGCAAGAUAUGGUUCAGUGAAAGAAGUGAAGAUAAUCACGGAUCGAACUGGUGUGUCCAAAGGCUAUGGAUUUGUUUCAUUUUAUAAUGACGUGGAUGUGCAGAAGAUAGUAGAAUCACAGAUAAAUUUCCAUGGUAAAAAGCUGAAACUGGGCCCUGCAAUCAGGAAGCAAAAUUUAUGUGCUUAUCAUGUGCAGCCGCGUCCUCUGGUGUUUAAUCCUCCUCCUCCACCACAGUUUCAGAGUGUCUGGAAUAAUCCAAACACUGAAACUUACCUGCAGCCUCCAACUGUGGUGAAUCCUAUAACUCAAUAUGUCCAGGCAUAUCCUCCUUAUCCAAGCUCACCAGUUCAAGUUAUCACUGGCUAUCAACUGCCUAUUUAUAAUUAUCAGAUGCCACCACAGUGGCCUGCUGGGGAACAAAGGAGUUAUGUUAUACCUCCGGCUUAUACAGCUGUUAACUACCACUGUAAUGAAGUUGAUGCAGGAGCUGAAGUUUUGCCAAAUGAAUGCUCAGUUCAUGAAGCUACUCCAUCCUCUGGAAAUGGCCCACAAAAGAAAUCUGUGGACCGAAGCAUUCAGACAGUGGUAUCUUGUCUGUUUAAUCCAGAGAACAGACUGAGGAACUCCCUUGUUAAUCAAGAUGACUACUUCAAGGAUAAAAGAGUGCAUCACUUUAGAAGAAGUCGUGCAGUGCUUAAAUCUGUUUGAUCCUCUCUGCUAACUUGUUAGUCUCAUGGUUGUUGCUGGUUUUGAAUAUUAAGAGGCUGAAAGUUUUUGACUAUUAUAGAAAUUUAAUUCUAAAUUUUGAUAAAUCAGACUUUCUUUACAAGUUCUAUUAGAUUGUGUAGUUAUACUUUGCAUUAAAACUGUUCUUCAUUAGAGGUUUAUUUAGGAUAUUGGUUCUGUGUUGAAUAUAGAGUUGACAGUAAAAAAUAAUUGAGAUUGAAAGAAGUAACUUUAACAUUUUCCUGUAAGAAUGUUUUAAUUGAAAUUGACACUUUCAAGAGUUUAAUAGCCAAAUGUUAAUUUCCAAAAAAUAGUUUUAGAAAACAUACUAUUUUGAAAGGUCAGAAUUUUGCUAGUUUGAAUAUACAAGAAUUUCACUUCUCCAACAUGUACCUGUGAACAGUACACUAUUUACAGUACGCUUAACACUUAUGACUUGUCUAGAAAUUUACCACAAAAACAGAGUUUUUAAAACUGCAUUUUUAAUCAGUGGAACUCAAUAUAUGCUUUAUUGAAGUCGUCCUUGUAUAAACCCAGUAAAACAGAUUCCAAACAAGCAGUCCAAUCAGUGGGUCUUAACGUUUAUUCAAAAUAUUUUAUAUUUUAUCUAGAAUCCACACAUAGCUAUUCUAUUUUAUUUGGAUGGUAAUUAGGAUAACUAAAUUUCUGGGCCUAAUUAUUUUUAAGAAUCCAAGACAAACUAAACCUUACUAGGUACAUAAACUUCUCAGUGAGCUAUUCUCCUUUUUUUUUUUUUUCCUAUUUUUUUUCCUUAAAAUGCUAAACUUGAUGGCUGUAUCUUAAAUUGUGCAAAAUAUUGAUAUAAAACAAUGCUGAAACUUU